Molecule: messenger RNA, 3050 nt
Organism: Rhea pennata
Lineage: Eukaryota; Metazoa; Chordata; Aves; Rheiformes; Rheidae
Gene: ASB13
Product: ankyrin repeat and SOCS box containing 13
Exons: 6
Coding region: 28-864 (278 amino acids)
Biological process (GO): protein ubiquitination; intracellular signal transduction; positive regulation of protein catabolic process
Molecular function (GO): protein binding
Source: RefSeq, a predicted model, not a curated record
GCCGGGGCCGGGGCCGGGGCCGGGGCCAUGGCGAGCCCCGUGGGCAGCGGCUCGGCGCGCGGCGAGAUCGGCUUCUGGGCCGAUCGGACGCCAGUUCACGAAGCAGCCAGGAGGGGAGAAAUCCUACAGCUGCAGCAGCUGAUAGAGAGCGGAGCCUGUGUCAACGCAGUCACCUACGACUCUAUCACCCCGUUGCAUGAGGCAAGCCUACGAGGGCAGACACAGUGUGUCAAACUCCUGCUGGCUGCAGGGGCCCAGGUGGAUGCUAGGAACAUUGACGGCAGCACUCCGCUGUGCGACGCCUGUGCCUCGGGUAGCAUAGAGUGUGUGAAAGUGCUGCUGUCCCACGGCGCGAAGGUGAACCCUCCCCUUUACACAGCGUCCCCUCUCCACGAAGCCUGCAUGAAUGGUAGCUCCGAGUGUGUGCAGCUCCUCAUAGACGUCGGUGCAAACUUGGAGGCCCACGACUGCCAUUUUGGGACGCCCCUGCAUGUGGCCUGUGCCAGGGAGCAUCUGGACUGCGUGAAGCUGCUACUCAAGGCAGGGGCAAAUGUGAAUGCUGCUAAACUUCAUGAGACAGCCCUGCAUCAUGCAGCUAAAGUGAAAAACGUAGAUCUGGUGGAGAUGCUGAUUGAAUUUGGAGGAAACAUUUAUGCCAGGGACAACCGAGGGAAGAAGCCAUCGGAUUACACCUGGAGCAGCAGUCCCACAGCAAAGUGCUUUGAGUACUAUGAAAAAACGCCUCUGAGUUUGUCGCAGCUCUGCAGAGUUACUGUGAGGAAAGCAGCUGGGCAGCGAGCGCUGGAGAAGAUUGCCAAGCUCAAUAUCCCGCAGCGACUGAUCCAGUACCUGUCAUACAACUGACAGGGGUCAAGGUGACCAGGAAGGAUGGUACCUCUAGAUCCCACAGUAUGAAGUCUCUGUCUCUUUUUCAUCUACCUCCCCACAAGAAACAAACUUUAAUUUAAGCAAACUGGUGUAAAUAGCAUUUAUGAGGCAGCACUUCACACCCCUUCCUCUUCUCAGUCAGUAAUUGUUUUAGCAAUGACAGACUUAGGCUAAGUAUAGCACUGACUUGAAGUUAUAGUCUCUCCCACAGUGGUCUGCUAGACUGUUACCGCUCUAGAGGCUGUGGUGCUCACUCUUUGAGUGGGAUUAAUCUUGCCUAAUUUUAGAUGUCUCUAGCCUAAAGACAUCUCCCUAGGAUCUAGCCAGGUUCCCUUUCCAGUCAGUGGAGAGAAAUAAACACUUCUAGAGCCUGAUUCGUUUAUCUUGUUUCAGAGGUCUGUGUUAGGAUGACGCGGUGUCUGUGUUAGGGGUGGUGCACGCCCUGGGCGCGCCUCUCUCCUCUCCGCUGGCUGCCAAGGGAUCUGGAGACGGUACCCUCAGAUGCGGACGUCUGCGUUUCUGAAGUGGAAAUGUUGGCUCCCACCUCUGUGCUGAUAACUCAAGCGGUAACUGCCUAAUGUCGAGGCAGUUCGCCGGAGGCAGGAUAAGUCCGCAGCAGGCUCAGGACUAAUCCAGAAGCAUUGGAACCAGUCGGUGACUUUCUGUUGACUUCGAUGGGCUCUGGCCCAACACCAGCAGUGUGGACAAAUUGCUGGUAGACCUGAGUAGGUUUUGCCCGUGCUCCUUGCUUGCUGAAGGUGAGCUAGCUCUGAUUUUAGUGCCUCCUCAGAAUAGCCCUAGGUCUAACUUACAAGCCUAGGCUGGAGACUGGUCUGUCUGCACGUCCAAGGAGGCUUUUCUCCAGAUGGCUGGUGCCAACGACUAUUUCUCCACUUGCUUCAAGCCACUGUGGCUGCUGCGUUGGUUUGUUGUGCAGUAAGUGGCAGGUUUUUUUCUGCCCUGUACUGCCAGAACUGCAGCACCCAGUCUGUAAAGCCACACCACUGUGGCAAGGUCAUGUCCCUUGUGUAGUACCGCAACACGUUCCUUUGGGAUACGACCACAUGUGGAAGAUAAUAGCAGGGCUGGGUUGUGCUUUGGGUUUUGAGAAUUUUCCCUCUGAGAUUGCCUCUUGAUUCUGGAGCCUCUCCAGUAUUUGGUAAUGGGAGCCAGCCCCCAGCUGUGUGCCACUGGGUGUCACGUUUGCAUCCUUUGGCUUUGGCACAAGCUAUUGCAGCUUUGUGCUUUCCUGGUUCCAGAGCUGGUGGUGACGCUUACGUGAGCAGAGCCGAAAUUCUGGCCUGCCUUCCGCGUGAGGCGUCGCGUGUUCUCUGAAGACAGUAACGACCUGCCAGACGCUCGGUGUUAAAGGGAUGGCACCGCCUGCGGCGAGCCUGGGCGCUGCCUGGAACGACAGCAGACGUGGCGAAAUCCUGCGAGGUGUCUAACGGGGCAUCAAGCUGACUCAGGGCUCUCCCCGGCCUCCACGCCGGGAGCUGACACCUGAGCACGAGCGGUGGCUUGUCCCCUGGGUGCUGCCUGGGAGCUCUCGUGCUCCCCCAGCUGGCAUGACGGAGCUCGGCCUUGGGAGAGGUGGAGAAAAAAGGGCAAGAGCAGAGUUGGGGAGGUGAGGUGGAACUGGAUGCACUUUAACUGUGACACUGAAUUACUCUGUUUAUUACUUUUUGGUUAGGUUUGUUUCCGCCCCCAUACCCGGUUUUUGUCGUUUUUGCUUUUUGAUGUUGUACAGAACUGGGACAGGUUUUUGAGACUGUGCUUUUGGGGUGGGGAUUGUCUGUUUAUAAUUCCAUCUGAAGUUUUGUAUUUAAAAUGCCAGAAAUGUGAAAUUGUUAAGAAGCUCAGGGAAGCCCUAGAGAUGUUUAUUGUGUGAUUCAGUCCUGUAACUGAUAGGAAAAUAUUUUUUGUAUUGAAUCUUUCAACAAAAGCUUCCUCUGUCCAAAGUGUUUGUUCUUACAGUCAAGUAAAUAUUAGGAAAGUGUACACCUAUCAGCAGCCUGAGCUGAAAAUUCAAAUCUCUUGCUAGCUUGCUUUUUUUAAUGCCAUUUCAUUGUUGCACCCGCUUAAGCAGUGCCCAAGUUUCCGAUGUAAAAACAAACCAAAAACUCCUUAACAACCAGGAAUAAAAUGACCAAUUCCUUUUU